Molecule: messenger RNA, 1923 nt
Organism: Paramuricea clavata
Lineage: Eukaryota; Metazoa; Cnidaria; Anthozoa; Malacalcyonacea; Plexauridae
Source: the annotation of a GenBank genome assembly
AUGACCAAUAUAGGGGAUUCGGUAUUUGAAACAGAGACUGCAGAGAUAUCUCCAGUUAAAACAUGCGAAAUUAUCAUUGACAAUAACCCGGCAGUUACUGAAUCGACCCUGUUGAAACAUCUCAGUUGGUCGUACAAUACUUUUACCAACGAUAUGAAAGGGGUUAAAGCGGAGAUAACAGUUAUGCAAAAACAAAUAACAUCUAUAAACAAUGUUAUUAACUCUACCAACGCGAUUAUAGAAUCUAUUAGUAAGGUUUUGGACUCUACCGAAAACCGCCAAAUAUCGUACGACACCAGAAUGGAGACCUUGCUUAAGGAGCUUUCCAUAAUUUUAGACGAGAAAAACAGAGCGAUAAACGAGCGAGAUAUCACUAUCAAACAGCUUCAAGCGAAUUUGUCAGAAAUUGAAAAUGAAAGAAACUUAUUAAAUCUUAAGAAUUUACCAACAAAGCAUGUUGACAAUAAAAGUAAGACUGCAUCGCCUCCAAUGCAGCCCUUGAUGUGUCAAAUGAAUAAUAUUGAGGAUUUAAUCAACUUGUCUAAAAUUAACGAUCUAUGUGAUACUGAAACCGAUGUCUUGGACGAUGCAUCCAAAUCUGAUGAUAUGCUUCUAAGUCCAAAUACGUCUACUAUAAAGGAACUUGAGGCCUUUAUUGACAAGUCUUUUUAUAGCGCCUCUGUCGAGCUAUCUAAUCCUGUCCAGCCGACGGACUUCUCUACUCUAGCGCAAAGACGCUCUCAAGAAAACCUGCCUAAACCCGAAGCUCAAUUUCUAACAUUUAAAGAAAACGUUGAAACUCAGCUACAAGUUUUGUCGUACAAACUCUUUGAACAGAAUAAUACCAUAAAUAUAAAUAAACAAGAGCUAUGCAAAUUGACCUGCAAAAAUUUACAUCUUAAAUCACGUAUCUCGGAGUUGGAGGGGAGAUUGUCGCCAAAGAAUACAACAAAUGGGAGUAGUGACCUGAGCCUGUGUGAAAAAAUAGUUAAAGGAAAUAAUAUCUUAACUGCGAAUAUAGAUGCUUGUGCUACUUCUAGUCGCCUUUCGCCUGGAACAACUGCAUAUGUCGAUGACAGCGAUGAAUAUGCUAUCUCAACUGCGAAUGUCGAUGCUUGUGCUGUUCCUAGUAACAGUUCACCCGAAAAAAGUGCGCAUGCUGAUGACACUUCGGCCCCUAUAAGUCAACAGUAUGGUGAAGAUAACAGCGCAGAUUAUGAUAAAGAGACGUUGAACCGGACUGACAAUAUCGUCAACCCAGAACGCACAAUCAAGUCAACAAAGCAAGUUUUGAACCUGUUAAGUAAUCCAACUAUGGAUAACCAUGGAGAGAACAAAGAAAACAUCGGUCUCGUAUCAGUGAACAGUAGCGGAAGGUGUCAGCAAAAUUCGACCUCUUACGAGCAAGAAUUAAGGUCCCCCAGAACCCCAAAUAGGUCAACAAAUAAGCCUCGCCAGAAGCCAAAUACAAAGGCUGCCUUACAAAGCACAAAUGUUAACAAUAAAAUCAAGUCUGAUCUGCCCCUCCCGACCCGCUCUAAAUCCCAAGUACCUGAGUGGCUUUCCCGUUUACCUUUGGUUGAAAUCCCAGUUGACUAUAGUCAAUCUCCUUUUCCAAAGCGUCAGCGAACCGAGAACCCACCAUACCAGCAAAGCGGAUGUCCCCGAACUAAAUUCCAAGUACCCAAGUGGCUUUCUUGUUUACCUUUGGUUGAAAUCCCAGUUGAUUAUAGUCAAUCUCCUUUUCCAAAGCGUCAGCGAACCAAGAACCCACCGUACCAGCAUAUUGGAUGUCCCAGAACGAGGGAUUGGCUGAGUUACCUCGACUUUGUUCGCCAAUCCACGAAAACCAAUUCGAAAUUACAUCAUUCCGACCGAUCUCAGCUAACUCUCGUUUCACGAUCACGCCUAACAACAUCUUAA